AACAUCUCCGUACAAACUUUCAUCCUCGUCAAGGAGCCGAAACACACUUUAAUUAUUAUAUCCUUAUUUUUACAAGCCUUCAAAAUGACUGUUUAGGUGAAAUGUUAGAGAGAGCCGGCCAGACUGCACUCACAACGUUUAUUUAAAAGGUUUGAUCUCUGACACGUAGAGCGGAUCUUUAAGGAGAAUCCACAUACAGUAACUGUGUCUCCAUCGGGUCCUCGAAGAGUUGAGGGUGUGUCGCUUCCCUUUGGAGCACAACUACCACACAUGAGUUGCAUUUCAAUUGUUUUCAUUUUGCCCAGAAAGGACUGAAGGUCACAGAAUGAUCGUUUCAUUUCUACUCAUGCAACACAAGAAAGAUAAUAAAAGGGAGUGUUCUCUCUUCUCACAGUCCCAAGAAGCUUUUUUAAAUUUACAAUGUUUUACAAUUUACAAUACAAUUGACAAAACAAACAAACCCGUUAAGGUGAACGAUAUAAUGAGAGAGAAUCAAAUAAAUGAUACACAGGAGGAACCAUCACAGUCAACACAUGACCAAAAUUACCUGCUUUUAAUUACCAAAAGGCAUUGAAAAACACUGAUUUUGUUGUAUUUAAUAAUAAGGUAGUAUCGAACAACGAGAUUAGAUUCCAACAAUAGAAAGCACCGGCAUUGCGCCAUUGUCUCCAUUCUGUACAGAGGUAUUCCCCAGGUUUAAAGGGGGGGGGUUGACCUUCUCAUCCACGCUGCAGUGCUGCUGAAUCUUCCGUUUUGUUACUUUGACAUUCUGGCAUUUGGAUUUGUCCCCUGUUGAGGAAUCAAGCGUGAAAGGAAGGAGCAGAAGUCUUGCAACAGACCGUCGGGCGGCUGCUCACCUGUGAGCCGCUCAGGUGUACAAACCUCAGGCCUCCGUCAGGAAGUGUUUCAUUCCUUCAUGCCGCUGAUGUUCCUCACCGUGUACCUCAGCAACAACGAGCAGCACUUCAGCGAGGUCCCCAUCACGCCGGAGACGCUGUGCAGAGACGUGGUGGAGCUCUGCAAGGAGCCCGGCGAGGCCGACUGCUACCUGGCCGAGGCGUGGAGAGGCGCAGAACACGUCGUGGGCGAAGGGGAGCGGAUGGUGGAGGUGUUGCAGCGCUGGGGGCAGCAGGGGGGGGAGGUUCGCUACCUCCUGCGUCACCAGAGAGCUCCGGCAAGAGAGUCGGGUGGAUCCAGAGCUGCAGAUCAGAUGAUAAGGAGGAACCAGGCGAAAGCUUCUGUGGAGAGAUGUCUGGAGAACGGGGUCUCCGAUCCUCGUCUGGACGUGACGCUGAGCGACCUGCAGGACCUGGCGACCCGACAGCAGCAGCAGAUCAAUGCGCAGCAGCAGCUGCUGGCCUCCAAGGAGCAGCGUCUGCGCUACCUGAAGCUGCAGGAUCAGCGGCAGCCGCAGCAGCAGCAGGAGCCGUCGGAGGAGGAGCGGCUGCAGCAGCUCAGAGAGAACGCAAACAACCAGGAGGCCAAGCUGAGACGGGUGCGGGCCCUCCGGGGCCAGGUGGAGCAGAAGCGCCUCAGCAACAGCAAGCUAGUGGAGGAGAUCGAGCAGAUGACCGGUCUGUUCCAGCAGAAGCAGCGGGAGCUGCUGGUCGCCGUGUCGAGGGUGGAGGAGCUGAGCGACCAGCUGGAGGAGCUGAGGAGCAACAGACUGGAGGCCCCUACUCCUCCUCCUCCUAUCCAUCUUCACCACAACACCUCCUCCGCGGCCGAGCUUGAGCGCCUCUACAAGGAGCUGCAGUUGAGAAACAAGCUGAACCAGGAUCAGAGCAGCCGGCUGCAGCAGCAGAGAGACGGCCUGAGCAAGAGGAACCUGGAGGUGGCCUCCAUGGACCGACGGCUCGCCGAGCUCCGCCAGCGGCUCUGGAAGAAGAAGGCGGCGCUGCAGCAGAAAGAGAACCUGCCGGUGGCCCCAGACGGAGUGGCCCCCCAGCACGGCGCAGGCUCCCGAGUGGCGGCGGUGGGGCCCUACAUCCAGUCGUCCUCCACCACGAGCUCCCAGGGGCCUCCGGUGCCGGCGCGCCACGAGGUUCUGGUGAAGCCGGCGUACCCGGACGGCACCGCCACGCUGCCGAUGCCCGACUCGUCGGCGAAGCCGCCUCCCAGACCGGUGAAACCCGCCUCAGGUUUUUCCUCAUCAAAAAUAAGCAAACUCUCUGAUUGGAGCGGCUCGUCUCCGGAGUCCGGCGGCGGUUACAGCCACGCCUCCACCCUGCCUCGCAUGUCCGGCCUCGGCAGCCACCGCUCAGACGGCAAGACCCUCACAGAUAAGAAGGCCCUGUCUGGGUCCGACAUCCCGCCCCCUGUCCCUUCACGGACCAAUCACAUCACUGAGAACCUGCCCAGAGACAAUCAGGCUUCCGGUAAAGGUCUUCCCAAGAUGGCGGCGCCCCCUCCGGUCCCCAGUAAGCCCAAACCGUUCUCCUCCACUGGCCCGCCGACCGUCUCCAAGCCGCCCUACAGCACCGGGACCUUCCCCGGUAAGGUGCGGCCGGUCGGGGGCCUCCUCAAGGCCCCGGGGGUCCUGCCCAGCUACUGCCACACCCUCCCUCUGCCCAGCAAGCAGGAGAGUCCGCCGGCCGCCGCCGUGCGCCCGUACACCCCCGAGCUCUCGGAGGCCCCCCCCCCCGUGCUGCAGAAGCCUCAGAGGGUGGCGGCUUCGUCCAUCUACUCCAUGUACACCCAGCAAGGGAAGGGCUACGUGGGCCAGAGAACGCUGCCCCGCAGCCAGCCCAGAGUAUACGGGAAACCAGUGCUCCCAGCUAGCGGGGGCCAGCAGGCCGCCGCCACGGACGCCGCCAGCUCCGGGUCUUGCGCUACAGACGGCAGCGAGGCUGACACCGGUUGCCGGGGCAACGGCGAAAGCGUCGGGGCGGAGGCGGCGGAGCGAGGCAACCCGCGCCCCUUGAGCCCCACCAAGCUCCUCCCCUUCCUGUCCAACCCCCACAGGAACCCCAGCGACGCCGACCUGGAGGCCCUUCGCCGCCGGCUGCACCACGCGCCGCGGCCCCUGAAGAAACGCAGCUCCAUCACGGAGCCCGAGGGCCCGGCGGGUCCCAACAUCCAGAAGCUGCUCUACCAGAAAACCACGCUGGCUGCCAUGGAAACCAUCCCCAUGGAAACCGUCCCCGCGGAGACGCCCAGCCCGGCGAGGACGACGCACGUCCAGCCUCACGAGGACGGGAGCGGCGGUGCGGAUGCGAUGUUCCGCCAGCCGAUAGCCAAGACCCCGCCCCCUCUGCCCCCCCGCGCUCCCAUCCCUGACCCCGCCCCAUGCCGCUCCCUGGCCCCCCCUCUGGAGGACAAGGAAGAGGAGGAGGUUUGUCCGCCCGCCUCGGCCCGCCUGGACUACUUCGCCGACGAGUUCCCGCCCUACCCGCCCCCACCUUACCCCACCUGUGAGGAGGCGGAGCAGAGCGAGGACUCGCACAACCUGCAGCCGCCGGAGGUCACGGGCCAGGUGACGGUGCCCCCGGGUAAGAGGUCGAUCCUCCGGAAAGCCGACUCGGAGCGGAUCGACCGCAGCAUCCGGGUCAAGUUCAACCCUCUGGCCCUGCUGCUGGACUCGUCUCUGGAGGGCGAGUACGACCUCGUCCAGAGGGUCAUCUACGACGUGGACGACCCGAGCUCGCCGAACGACGAGGGCAUCACGGCGCUGCACAACGCCGUCUGCGCCGGCCACGCCGAGAUCGUCAAGUUUCUGGUGCAGUUCGGGGUCAACGCCAACGCCGCCGACAGCGACGGCUGGACGCCGCUCCACUGCGCCGCCUCCUGCAACAACGUCCAGGUCUGCAAGUUCCUGGUGGAGUCGGGGGCGGCGGUGUUCGCCACCACGUACAGCGACAUGCAGACGGCCGCCGACAAGUGCGAGGAGAUGGAGGACGGCUACGCCCAGUGCUCCCAGUUCCUCUACGGCGUUCAGGAGAAGAUGGGCGUGAUGAACCGCGGCGUGGUCUACGCGCUGUGGGACUACGAGCCGCAGAGGGACGACGAGCUCGGCUUCAGCGAGGGCGACUGCAUGACGGUGCUGCGGCGCGACGACGAGGCGGAGACGGAGUGGUGGUGGGCCAGAUGUGGCGACAGCGAGGGCUACAUCCCCCGCAACCUGCUGGGGUUGUAUCUCAGGAUCAAGCCGCGGCAGAGGAGCCUGGCCUGAGGGGGCGUCACCCGACCCGAUGGUCACCAGGAGGAGUUCGAACCCCCGGGAGUCCAGGAGGGUCGCCGAGAGGGAGACAAGAGACAGAGAGACGUUUCACGGCUGUUGGACCUGUUUGGUUUUCCGACCUCAGCACAAAGAAUGUCCCGAGGAGCUCCUUGUCGUUGCCGAGGAGACGAGAGACGAAAGGAUGGUUCAUUGGAGCGUCAGUCAGGUUUCUUUCUUUCUUUUGAGAGCCUCCGACAGAAAGGCCCCGGGGGCCUCGGGGGCCCCAAAAACAGAAAGUGACUCUUGCUUCAUGCUGUAAUUCUUUCUUCUCUUUUAAUGUAUUUUAUUUUAUUUAAAAGAAUUGCUACAGUCGGCAUAAAGACAGAAAACACAAAGUCCCAAAGGUCUGUUUAGUCACUCCUGGAACCAUAACAAAUAUUUAACAAGUCUUUUACUUUGGAAGGGUGUUUUCUUUCUUACAAGAUAGUAACUAAAGUGAUUUGUGAUUUGAGGGAAUAAAAACUUGUUUUAACAAGUUUCAAACCGAAUGAUAAAUUGCAGGUUACUUUAAUUAUUUAUAUGUUUGUAGCCAGAUGUGCUCGACUGUAAACAGGCUGUGAGUUUGAUUCUCAUGACACUCGUUUGUGGACUCGAUGGAUCUAUUUGUUCUUGAAAAGUACGGUUUGGAUCUGUUUCUUUAUUGUUGUUAUAAAGGUUCAAAGAGUUAGUGUCAUUUUUAAAAGAUAACGUUAAGAGAAUCUACAGCAUCAAAUGUCAUGAAGUAAAAAUGUAAGUUAUAACCUUUCAUCUGUCUUUUUUUUGUUGAGGACUUAAAACAAACUCCUCAAAAUGUGUCGGCAGUAUUUUUAUAAAUUUGACAUUUUCCAAUAUAACGCCUGAUCAGCUUAAAUUAACUCCAAAGACGAUUUUAAACAAGAGGAGGCAAGUUGUGUCUUUUUAUUAUUUUCCUUAUUGAUCCACCUGCUUCCUGUCGUUGUGCUAAGCUAGGCUAGGCUAGGCUAAACACUUCCUGGACCUCCCUCUUUUCCACAGAUAACAAACUGAUUUCUUCAUCUUUCACUGACGAAGACUGAGAACAAUACAAUUAUCUUUCUUUAAGAAAAAAAUAAAAGGAAACAAAUCA
Molecule: messenger RNA, 5303 nt
Organism: Gasterosteus aculeatus aculeatus (three-spined stickleback)
Lineage: Eukaryota; Metazoa; Chordata; Actinopteri; Perciformes; Gasterosteidae
Product: apoptosis-stimulating of p53 protein 2
Biological process (GO): regulation of apoptotic process; signal transduction
Cellular component (GO): nucleus
Molecular function (GO): p53 binding
Source: RefSeq, a predicted model, not a curated record